AUGCUCAUGUGGCAAAUCUUCUUGAGUAAGUCUUCGCCGUCGCAAGGUCUCCGGCCUCAUGCUCACAAUGAAGCUCACGCGUCCAUAAGGGAGACGACGCGGACAGCCACCAACGGCCGCAGAAUGACGAAACCACCCAAGAAAAAGCUGUCGGCGACUGGCAUAAAGCCGUCGAUUCCAAACAUAGCAGACAGAGGUAUUCUCAUAGGCGGCACGGUUUCGCAUGGGUCUGUCGCACUGUCCACAGGACUCCUCUCUAACGUUCCUUACUCCCACCCAACAGCAUCCAAUGUUUUUGGGAUAGGCUCCGAACAUCCCUUUGCCAACUACUGGACCUGUGAGGGCGGGCUCCCCGAGGUCAUCCGAGUCCUGCCGGAGAAGUUGCAGGCAGACAUCCUGCUAUCCCAGUACUUCGAGUGCGUGGAUCCCGUGUACCCCAUGAUACAUCGCCAGACCUUCUACGCCGACUACGAGAGCUUCUGGCUGUUACGGGACACGGAGAAGACGGAUGCUGCUUUCGUGGCGCUGCUUUUCGUGAUGCUGGCUCUGGGUACUCAAUUUGUGACCACGACGAAUCCACAAGACCGCAAGCAAACGGCAGAGUUCUACGCCUCGGCAGGCAACCAGGCGCUACGUAUGAGCUCGUACCUGAGCACCGUUUCAACAUCUUCCCUCCAAGCAAUGAUCCUGCUAGGGUAUUUCCUGAUCAACGACAAUCACGCCUCGGACGGCUGGGCCUUUGCAGGCAUGCUGAUACGGCAAGCGUAUGCGAUGGGACUACAUCGGGACCCGAACAUUGUGACUCCCGAUGCCAGCCCGUUUGAGAAGCAGCAGCGGCGCAAGCUUUGGCAGGCUGUGCUUCUGCAGGACACCUUCUUGACUGUCUUGCUCUCGCUACCUCCCAGCGCCACCCACACUGAUGUGAAGGUUGAUGAUUAUACCGACCACUCAGCCAACAUCGCCAGUUCGGACCCAACUGACACUGCAUAUAUCAGGGGCUCGUGGAUGUUGGCCAACUUGGUUCAAGAGACUAUCUGCAGCCCCCGAUCACUCGACAUGCCCAUCUGCACUACGCAGCGGCAAAAGGGCAAACUCGUGGCCGAGUUCCGUGCCGUCUACCGCUCGUUCCCCGACGUGUUCCGCUCCUGGGACCAGGACAGCAUUGCGCAGCUUGCCAGCAGCAACAAGCGUGUGGUGCGGCAGACGCUCUUCCUCAGCAGCAAUUACUACCACAACCUAAUGUUGGUGCACGCGUCCGAGAGCCCCGAUGUGCCCGUCAACGUGCGCGCAACGCUGGAAGCCGCCCACGAGGCCAUCAAUGCCUUCUUUGUGCUGUAUGCCCUGUUCGACACCGAGAGCCGCGUCUGGUGGGUCUUCAACCACCGCGCCUUCCUCGAGGCCCUUUGCAUAGGCAGCGUGCUGCGCGAGGCCGCGAGGGACCCGGCCUGGGCCGAGCAACUGGCCCGUGACACGCUGUUCGUGAGGGCGAAGGCGGAUAUCACGCGCAUGAUCCAAAUCAUGAAGAUAAUGGGCGGCGGCGAGCAGGGCUCCGAGGUGGCACGGACAAGGGUCACCGUUCUCAGCGAGUUCCUGUGA
Messenger RNA from Anthostomella pinea, 1596 nucleotides. The record is from the annotation of a GenBank genome assembly. NCBI's taxonomy places the organism in Eukaryota, Fungi, Ascomycota, Sordariomycetes, Xylariales, Xylariaceae.